Messenger RNA from Cryptococcus amylolentus CBS 6039, 3102 nucleotides. RefSeq lists its product as hypothetical. The record is from RefSeq and is a predicted model, not a curated record. The transcript is spliced from 11 exons. Gene Ontology annotation, cellular component: plasma membrane. Gene Ontology annotation, molecular function: calcium-activated cation channel activity. Lineage: Eukaryota; Fungi; Basidiomycota; Tremellomycetes; Tremellales; Cryptococcaceae. The coding region runs from base 1 to 3102 and encodes 1033 amino acids.
AUGACGUCCACUACUGACAGCGGCGCCGCCGUCUCCUCCCUCGUCGCCAGCUAUGAGAAGACACUAUCACAGGUCUCCGUCAAGGCUGUCGGCUCACAGCUUGCAUUGAUGACUGGCAUAUCAAUAGCCACCCUCCUAGCAUUCAGUUUCUUCAGACCCCGCGAGAAAAAGGUGUAUGCUCCCAAAAUCAAAUACCAACUGCCAAGACCCGAAGACCUUUCAGAAGAUCCCGAUUAUGAACCGCCUCCGCCUCCCAUAUCAAAUGGUUUCUUUGCGUGGUUCAGCCCGGUGCUGCACCUGAAGGAGGAAGCCAUGGUUGCCAACAUUGGUCUCGACGCCGCCACCUUUCUGCGCUUCCUGCGAAUGCUCCGCAACAUCUUUUCAUGCGUCUCGGUCCUCGGUGUGGCGCUGCUAAUCAUCAACAUUGUCUACAAUCUCAAGAAUGUGGACAGCAGUAACCGGAAUGCGCUCAGUCUUACGACUAUCGCAGACGUAGAGGGAGGGUGGAUGUGGCCGGCUGUGGGUGCGAGCUAUGUGAUCAACGCUAUCGUCAUGUUCUUUAUCUGGCGCAAUUGGCAGCAAAUGGUCAUCCUCAGAACGCGCUGGUUCCGCUCCCCUGCCUACCAGACCAAAAUCUACUCUCGAACCCUCAUGGUCAGCCACGUCCGCAAAGAUUUCCGCUCGGACGCCGGCCUCCUUUCCCUCAUGGGUCUGCUCAAAGUAGAUGGCAUCAAGAUUGGUCCGCAGAUCGAGGCGACUUGUAUUGGAAGGAGACUGCAAGACUUUCCAGAGAUGGUAGAGAAGCAUAAUGACGCGGUAAAGGACUUGGAGAAGCAUCUUGUCAAAUACCUAAAGAAUGGUCAAGUUGGGACAAAACGGCCCACAGUCCGAAAGGGCGGCUUCCUCGGUCUCCUUGGUGGUACCAAGAAGGACGCUAUCGACUAUUACGCCAAAGAGAUCAAACACCUCCGAGACAAGAUUGAUGCCAAGCGCGCCGCCAUCGACUCUCUCAUCCGCAAAGAGCGCCAUGCUCGUAAAGCUAAAGGCGGCAAAGGUGUCGUGUCUCGUGUGGAAGGCGAAAACUAUGGCUUUGUGACCUUCAAGACUAUUGCGGAAGCCCAUCGAAUUGCCAGGGCGCAUAGGGGCAAGCUAAAGGAGCUUUUCGGAGCGAGCUUGCAGUUGGCGCCCAUGCCGCAUGAUAUUGUGUGGGAGAAUAUCUCCAAGGAACCCGCAGAGCUUGGAACGAGGAGGACUUUUGGGUGGGGCUUGAUUGCCAUCAUCUGUUUCUUCAACACCAUUCCUCUCCUUGUCGUGUCUUUACUCGCAAACUUGUCUGCAUUGACCGUCUACGUCACCUUCCUCGAGUCCUGGAAAGAUGCCGGUAACUGGGGAAACUGGACCUUCUCCCUUGUCUCUGGUAUCCUCCCGUCCGCCGUCGCUGCAAUCUUUGGCUACCUCCUCCCGCUUGUCAUCCGCCGGGUCUCCAGAUACCAAGGCGCGCCCACCCGCUCCCGCCUCGACCGAGCCGUCGUCGCCCGUUACUUUUCCUUCAUGAUCAUUUCCAACUUGUUUAUCUUUUCCUUGUUGGGAGUGGUCUAUGCGGCGAUAGCGAGGGUUGUGGUGCAGAUCGGCAAACACCAAAGCUUUUCGACAAUCAUCAAAGGGUUUGACGAUAUCCCGGAUCAAAUCCAGGGCACGUAUGUGCAGCAGUCUACUUAUUGGUUGACUUGGCUUCCUCUGCGAGGCUUUUUGGUCAUAUUCGAGCUCAUCCAGUUGAUCAAGCUCGCUCUCGUGUCUAUCAGGAGGUUCAUGUUUUCGUAUACCCCUCGUGACAUUCGCGAGAUGACCAAGCCGCCUUUCUUUGAGUAUGCCAUUGUCGUCGUCAACUUGAUGUUCAUCACCGCUGUCGGUCUGAUUUAUGCACCGCUCGCGCCGCUAGUCGCUAUUGGCGCGACAUGUGUCUUUUGGUUCUCUUCCGUCGUGUACAAGUACCAGCUGCUCUACGUCUACAUUUCUCGAGCCGAGAGCGGCGGCAGGAUGUGGAACGUCUAUGUCAAUCGUCUUUUGGCAUGCUGCGUUUUGAUGCAGCUGCUGAUGGUGCUCACUACCGGUCUGAUCCGUUCGCGCUGGCUCGACUGUAUCGCAGCGGCCCCUCCCGUGCUCAUCAUUAUCGCCUUCAAAGUCUACAUUACCCGCACCUCCGAGCACAAGUUCCGCUACUACGAGCCCACUGCCGAAGAGCAAGAGCAAGAAAAGCUCGAGCUCAUGUCGGGCGAAAAGAAGCGCACCAAGCACUCGGAUAUGGAGAAGCGAUUUCUACACCCUGCUUUGCAGCACAACAAGCUGUUCACGGUGAUGGUGCACAAGCAGCAGGAAGUGGUGGCGAGGGAGGUUCUGAGUGCGUACCCGUGGUUUGCGGGCAAGCACGAGCACGAUGGGGUGGAGAUCAGGGCUGUGCGCGAGGAAAAUCUCGAGUACAAUCCGGAUCGCGACGGUCCGGCCGACGAGAUCCACCAAGCCGACUGGGACGCGCGCUCUGUCGCGUCAACGGAUAUGCUCAGUACACUCGGAAGCAGAAGCAACUAUCCGUCUCCUGGGUUGGAAGACUACAAGCAGUAUCCCUUGCCGCUUGUCGAGUCGUCGCCUUCGCUCCAUCCUUCUGUCCCGCUGGAUAAUCCGUCGACGGAUCGGCUUUUGAUGGACGGGAGUAGGUCAGAGUUCUAUGGAGGACCGCAGAGAAAGGCCAGCAGGCCUUAUCCCGCGCCGGUGCAUAACAGGGACGUUUCGGAUCUGGACAUGGCAGAUGCGGCCUCGCCUUUGCUAGGACAAGAUCCGUGGGGCGGACCAAACCAAGGCCAAGGUGUGCCCUACCCGCCAUCUGCUUAUACGCAGCCGCCUCUGGGGUAUGUGCCUCCUACAAUGAGGCGAGCGGCGUCGGGCCACUCGGAGGAGGAUGUGGGGGUGACGAGGUGGGAUGGCGGGGAGCGAGAGCGUAGGCCUGCUCUUUCGCGCGAGACGUCGUCGGAUUCUGUCGGGUAUGCUGCGGCCCGCGGGGGUCAGCAGGGGUAUGGUAGUAGGGGAUACCCAUCGAGUGGGUACUAG